Messenger RNA from Camelina sativa (false flax), 1659 nucleotides. Lineage: Eukaryota; Viridiplantae; Streptophyta; Magnoliopsida; Brassicales; Brassicaceae. The record is from RefSeq and is a predicted model, not a curated record.
CUGUUUCUUUUUGUCUCAGUUUCUCUGUUUCGUAUUCAUCUUUGUUUCUGGUUUCUUUGUUGGUCGUUUGUUAUCAUGGGUGAUGAAAAAGCUGUUGUUGCGGCUAAGGCCUCUGACUCUACCGGAGUCACGCCUUAUACCUUGUUUUCUUCUGACAAUCCUGGAUCUAUGAUCUCUUCGGUGAUGUUGAGUGGAGAAAAUUAUUCCGAGUGGGCAACCGAGAUGUUCAAUGCUCUUCGGGCCAAACGGAAGAUUGGGUUUAUUGAUGGUACAAUUCGUAAACCAAAGGAGGAAGGAUCCGAGAUGGAGUCUUGGACAAGUGUUAAUUCAAUGGUUGUGGGGUGGUUACGAACGUCAAUCACUCCUCAUGUAAGAUCAACUGUGUCGUUUAUUGAUGCUGCAGCAGAGUUGUGGGAGAGUUUGAAGAACCGUUUCUCUGUGGGGAACAAGGUUCGUAUUCAUCAGCUGGUGUCUCAGCUGAGUUCGUGUAAACAAGGAGGACAGUCCGUCAUGGACUACUAUGGUCGUCUUGUGAACCUAUGGGACGAACUGCAGAGGUAUCGUCAUCUGCCAGUGUGCACGUGUGGAGCUGCUGCUAAAAUCGCAAAAGACAGAGAAGAUGAAAAGGUUCACCAAUUCGUUAUGGGACUUGAUGAAUCUAGAUUUGGUAAUGUGAUCUGUCAGAUCAUUGAUGCUGAUCCAUUGUCAGAUUUGACACAAGCUUAUGCCAAAGCCAUUCGUGAGGAGCAGCGACUUGCAGCAAAGAAGAAAGAACAACAAUAUGAUGUUGUCGGUUUUGUGGCUCGACGAGAAACACAGCCGGAGUCGGUUCCUUCGUUGGUCACUAAUGAAGCAGUUGAAGCUUCUAGUUUUGUUACACGAUCGAGGCUCUCUUCGAAUUUUUCCCAAGGUAACAACAAAAACAGAGAGCGUUCUUUGCUCUGUUCUCACUGUGGACGGUCAGGACAUAGGAAAGAUUAUUGUUGGGAGUUAGUUGGAUACCCAGAAUGGUGGUCGGAUCGGAACAAAGGUGGGCGCGGGUCUGUUCGUGGAGGUAGAAGUUCGCCUUCAGGGAGAGCUGGUCGUGGCUCCAACUUUGUUGCGUCUGGUCGAGGUCGUGGAUAUGCCACCGUUGCUCAUGCUACAAGUCCUCAUGCCUCGACUUACCCUGUUUUUACAUCUGAGCAAUGGCAGGCUAUAAGUACGAUGGCUUUGGAGAAAACAAGUCAAAACACAGAUAAACUUUCUGGACCGUUUUUCGAAGACUCUGAUUGGAGCCGGGGUUGAACGUGAUGGGGUUUACUAUUUUAAGGAUGUUGCUGGAAUACAAGUCAACAAGGUUGGAGUGAAGUGUGAUGAAAGUUUGUGGCACCGUAGGCUAGGACAUCCGGCAGUUUCAGUUCUUUCUCAUUUACCGCAAAAUACUGGUGUUUUUAAUUUAGCUAAACCUAGUCCUUGUGACAUGUGUUGUAGGGCUAAGCAAACAAGAGAAUUUUUUUUUGAGAGAAAUUCAUGUUGAUGUUUGGGGUCCCUAUCGCGUUUCUGCAUCGUGUGGAGCGGUGUAUUUUUUUACCAUUAUUGAUGAUUUCUCUAGAGCGGUAUGGACACAUCUCUUACUUGAGAAGUCCAAAGUUCGUCAAGUUUUGGAAAAUUUGUGUG